AUGAGGGCCACUCCUUUGCUCAUCUCAUGGCACAAUGAUAAUGCCCCUAUCUAUUCGGUUCAUUUUGACCCCAAUGGCAAGGGCAGGCUAGCCACUGCUGGAAAUGACAACAACGUCCGACUUUGGAAAGUUGACUCUACUGGCGAAGAACGGAAGGUGACCUAUCUGAGCACACUCAUUAAACAUACACAAGCCGUUAAUGUGGUGCGGUUCAGCCCGAAAGGUGAGAUGUUGGCGUCUGCCGGAGACGAUGGGAAUGUCUUACUCUGGGUACCCUCGGAGCUGCAAACACAAGCUGGACUUGGGGAAGAUCGCUCGGACGACAAAGAGACAUGGCGAGUGAAGCACAUGUGUCGCUCCUCCGGCGCUGAGAUCUACGACCUGGCCUGGUCACCCGAUGGUGUUUUCAUAAUCACUGGCAGCAUGGACAACAUCGCACGGAUCUACAAUGCUCAAACUGGACAAAUGGUACGACAAAUCGCAGAGCAUUCACAUUACGUUCAAGGUGUAGCAUGGGAUCCGCUGAAUGAGUUUGUCGCUACUCAGUCAUCUGAUCGAUCCGUUCAUAUCUACACCCUGAAGAACAAAGAUGGCCAUUUCACAUUGACACCACAUGGAAAGGUGUUGAAGAUGGACCUGCCGGCAAAACGCGUCUCGAGUAGUCCUGCCCCUCCGGAUGUGACUAGUCGUCCUCAGCAGAGCACUGGGAACGCCCUCGCGAUUGCCUCACCUGCCCCCUCGACCCCGGGCACACCGAUGGCUUCCAACUUGCCUAUGGACCCUCCCCCGGUUUCUCACAGUCGCCGCUCUUCUUUUGGAUCAUCACCCUCAAUUCGGCGCUCUGCAUCUCCUGCUCCCUCGCUACCGUUGCCCGCCGUCAAACCAUUGGAAGUGUCAUCUCCGAGUCUUAUUGGUGGCCUAGGAGUCAAAAAUGCCAACAUCUAUGCCAAUGAAACAUUCACGUCUUUCUUCCGGAGACUCACGUUCGCUCCUGAUGGAAGCCUGCUGUUCACUCCAGCCGGUCAAUUCAAGACUACUCACGUCUCAGCUGUGGAUUCUGCCAAAACCACAGACGAGGUCAUCAACACAGUCUACGUCUACACACGAGCAGGCUUCAACAAGCCCCCAAUUUCUCACCUCCCAGGACAUAAAAAGCCAUCCGUGGCCGUCAAAUGCUCCCCAAUAUACUACAAGUUAAAACAACAUGACCAACCAGCGAAGAAUGUCACACUUGAUACCUCUUCAGGCGAAGAGAUGUUCCCGUCUCUUCCCGACCCUGUUGUGUCGGCAACUCCCUCACUCACUAGUCAGCCCCAAAUGGAUCCGCCGUCCUCGACAUCGAACGAAGCCUCCAAGGCGCAGGCAUCGCCUCAGACCGCUGAUAGCGGCAACAAUGAGGCGAGUCAACAAUCGGCACCUGUGUUCGCACUACCAUAUCGAAUCGUGUAUGCAGUUGCCACACAAGAUGCUGUCUUGGUUUAUGACACCCAACAACAAACUCCGCUAUGUGUUGUGAGCAACCUACAUUUUGCGACAUUCACAGACCUGACCUGGUCCACUGACGGUCUGACACUACUGAUGAGUUCCUCUGAUGGCUUUUGUUCCUCUCUUUCAUUCGCUCCCGGGGAAUUGGGACAGCCACAUGCUGGCCCUACCUCUGUGGGCCAAAGCACUGCGAAUCCAAGCACACCCGCCGCAACUACUACGCUGCCGACUUCGACGCAUGUUCCAUCCCCGGUCAAGACGAAUGUCGCGUCUACGGCUACCACAGGCCCUGUGCCACCAGCGAGUCCCGCGCGCUCCACCUCCGCCUGCUCGGUGGCAACUCAAUCUUCUGUCCAACAAAACCCAGCCGGUGUUGUCAACAACCCUACGCCUACACUCGGAAGCGUGCCAUCGGUAACAGUGGCACACUCAGCACAGCCGGCAACACUUCCCCUCCCUCUCACAACCCCACCACAAACACCCGUUUCCAGCACACCACAGGCCUCUGCAUCGUCCAGCAGUGUAUUGGGGAAGCGCAGCGAGUCAGAGAGCGAAGGCAACAAGGAUGCUGAUCCUGGCGUUACCCAGCAGUCCAAGAAACGCCGUGUUGCACCCACUCUCAUCUCCUCGGGGACUAAUCCAUCAUCUGGGGACUCGAAGUCUUGA
Molecule: messenger RNA, 2151 nt
Organism: Penicillium brevicompactum
Lineage: Eukaryota; Fungi; Ascomycota; Eurotiomycetes; Eurotiales; Aspergillaceae
Exons: 6
Coding region: 1-2151 (716 amino acids)
Biological process (GO): nucleosome assembly; DNA replication-dependent chromatin assembly
Cellular component (GO): nucleus; CAF-1 complex
Molecular function (GO): protein binding
Source: RefSeq, a predicted model, not a curated record